AUGAAACUUUCUACAAGCAAAGGUAGCCGUGGCGCACCGGCGCUGCUGCUGCUGUUGGCGCUGUUUGCCGCCGUGCCGAAUGCCGUGCAGGGACGUGCCGCCCCAUCUGCUCGUGCUUUCGAUUCGUUCCGUCUGCCAAACAGUACCGUGCCAACACACUACACGCUGCACUUGGAUACGGACAUUGACCAAGGCAUUUUCGAGUACACCGGUAAGGUGCAGAUCCGCAUCAAUGUGCUCGAGACGACCGAUCAGAUUGUGCUGCACAGUUUGCGCAAUGUGAUCACCAGUUUGCAUGUGCGAAACAGUGCUCAGUUGGAAGUCCCAGUCAAGGGGUACGAGUUUGACGAGGAGAAAGAGUUCUUGGUGAUCAACUUGGGCACAGUGUUGUACCCUAGCAGUGGAACCCAUACCCUGGACAUCGAUUUUACCAACAGUAUCGACCGCAACGAUCAGGCAGGCUUCUACCGAUCGUCCUAUGUAGACGAACAAGGUGUCACUCGGUAUCAUGGUUUGACUCAGUUCGAGUCGGUCGAUGCCAGAACUUCGUUCCCGUGCUACGAUGAGCCCGGAAUAAAAACGACCUACGACAUCAGUAUCACCUGCGGAAACUCCUAUCAUGCACGCUCGAAUGCCCCAAUGCUUGGCAUUAGACUGCUCUCCGGGGGCAAAAAGCUUUCCACUUUCGCUACGACCCCCCGCAUGCAAACCUAUCUGGUGGCCUGGUUGGUGUCCGACUUUAUUUCCGAGCGCGAAGUGUUAAAGCAGCCCCAGCUUGCUGUCGCAACCUGGGCCAAGCCAACGUCGGCGAAUGUGCUCACCUACUCGGUUGAGGCCUCCGUUAAGUUCAUGCGCGCCAUGGAGGAAUACUUUGGCGAACAGUACACCAUGUCGAAAAUCGACAAUGUUGCCAUCAAGGACGGUGACUACGCGGCUGGCGCCAUGGAGAACUGGGGCCUCGUUACCUACCGGGAGUCGUCCAUAUUCUUCAACCCGGAAACGCAAACCCAAUCACAGCAGAUCGGAGUGGUAACGAUUGUAGGUCAUGAGUUUACGCACCAGUUCUUCGGUAACCUGCUGGCACCGAAAUGGUGGAGCUAUCUUUGGCUGAACGAAGGGUUUGCGCGGCUCUAUCAGUACUACGUUGGAUCUAUUAGCCACCCGGAGCACGGACUACGCGAGCGGUUUAUUACGGGCCCCAUGCAGAAUGCCUUCUCUUCCGAUGGAACGCCGACCAUUCGUCCGAUGACGUACUACAUUGACACACGGGCUGGAAUUUCGCGUCUUUUCGACCGAAUUGCCUACGAUAAAUCGGCCAGCGUUCUGCGCAUGAUGAGCUACGCCCUCGGAGAGGGUACGUUCCAGAAGGGAUUACGCUACUAUGUGCAGCAAAAUAAGGCCCGUGGCGUUGUUGAAGAGUCUAAUCUUUUCGAUAGUCUCGAUCAAGCCGCUAAAGAAGAUGCGGUGCUGCCAGUGACUUUCUCCAUGCAUGAAAUUUUCGGUUCCUGGUCCAAUCAGGCCGGCGUCCCGAUUGUGUCCGUCCGUCGUGAUGGAGACGAGUUCUUCUUCACACAGUCGCGCUACUAUGCUGAACCUCAGGAGGAUCCCCUUAAUAGCUCCUGGUGGAUUCCGAUCUCCUUCUCGACGCAAUCCAACACGGCGUACGAGAAGUUGCCCGCAUUCUGGAUGCCACCGCACAUCUCGGAGGUUUCGUACAGUAUCCCACUUGCCGAGGGAGAAACUGUGACAUUCAAUCCUCACUCGACCGGUUACUACCGCAUCUCGUACGAAGAACCACUGCUGGACGAGCUCAUCCAGCGUUUGACUACCGAUCAUGGUUCAAUACAACCGGCGGCUCGUGCUCGCCUGAUCGACGACACGUUGAACAUCGCAUAUCGUGAUGGAGGAGACUAUAGUGCAGCCUUGAAGCUGAUGAGCUAUCUCCGCGACGAAACCGAUUACGUCCCAUGGAUGGUGGCGUACGAGAACCUGCGGUAUCUAAAGACAAUGCUGCGCGGCAAUGCAAAGGCUUCGGAGAUGUUGGAGACUUUCGCCGAACAACUGGCUGCACCACUGCUCGAAAAGUACAGCUUUGCCAAACGAUCACACGAGUCGGCCAACGAUGAAGAGCUCAGAUCGAUUGCGAUCGAGCUGGCUUGCAGUGCUAGCGAAUCCUGCAAGAGCGCCGCCAUGGCCAGUGUCAAUGUUAAAGCAAGAAGUGUCGAAAACUUCUACAACGCCAACGAUCGUGCCUUGGUGUGCAGUGGACUCCGCUUGGCCAGAGCCGACGAACGAAAAGAGUUUGCGGAACAAAUGUCUUAUGAGAUGGAAAGCCAAGCAGAUGAUCCGUUCGCGAGGAAAUACAUUCGGGAAACGGUAGACUGCACGGGUAAAAAUGUUCAAGGUGUCCGAUACCUGUUUGAUCUCGACGAAGCAGAACGUACAAACGCUCUGUACCGUUUGAUCGUGGGAUCCAAGGUUGCUCCUGGGGAUUUGAUUCAAUCACUCACCUCGGACCUCUCCCGACGUCAGAGCUCCAAUUUAAAUCCCACUACGAUUUCCAAAUUCCUCCUGGAGGUAUCCCAUUACGUAACGGACCCGUCCGACAUUAGUCUGCUGUCGUCGGCAGUAUCACAGUUCGCUCCAUCAGCUGCAUCGGAGAUCGAUUACCAGCUGAUGGCCAACCAACGGUGGAUUGAGAGGAACGUCCAACCACUUACUGAUGCACUGAGCCAAAUCGUCGCCGUCUGACGCAAGCAAUGAUUGCCCAAAGUUCACUACCUUAAUCUGAUGGACGAGGUUAUUACGGAAGAAAAAGAAAAUAAAGUCAGUCCUUCUG
Anopheles coustani is the source of this 2839-nucleotide messenger RNA. Its product is annotated as aminopeptidase N-like. Gene Ontology annotation, molecular function: peptide binding; metalloaminopeptidase activity; zinc ion binding. Gene Ontology annotation, cellular component: cytoplasm. The record is from RefSeq and is a predicted model, not a curated record. Gene Ontology annotation, biological process: proteolysis; peptide catabolic process. Bases 1 to 2751 code for a protein of 916 amino acids. Lineage: Eukaryota; Metazoa; Arthropoda; Insecta; Diptera; Culicidae. The transcript is spliced from 5 exons.